Populus nigra (black poplar) is the source of this 1957-nucleotide messenger RNA. Its product is annotated as UDP-glycosyltransferase 88A1-like. The record is from RefSeq and is a predicted model, not a curated record. Lineage: Eukaryota; Viridiplantae; Streptophyta; Magnoliopsida; Malpighiales; Salicaceae. The transcript has a single exon. Gene Ontology annotation, molecular function: UDP-glycosyltransferase activity. Bases 164 to 1609 code for a protein of 481 amino acids.
UAUGAACAAUCAUUGAAAACUUUGGUGGAACAACAUGUAUCUGACCCUAUUUCAUGCUCAGAUACUGUUUGUGACCUUAUUCCUUUCUUUUUGCAAACUGCUCCGCACAGAUUGCUUGCUCUCUCUCUUUCUGUCUCUCCAAGUACACACAAAGGUAUAGGAAAUGGUACGAGCAGCCAUGGAGGAGGCCAUAGUUCUGUACCCAUCACCACCUAUUGGCCAUUUGAUAUCUAUGGUGGAGCUAGGGAAACUCUUAUUGACCCAAAAAUCUUCCCUUUCUAUUCACAUACUCAUCACUUCUGUGCCCUAUGAUUCUGGCUCCACUGCCCCUUACAUUGCCAACGUUGCUGCCACCAUUCCCUCGAUCAAAUUCCACCAUCUUCCUACUGUAACCCUCCCUUCUACAAAAACCACCCAUCAUGAAGAACUCACUUUUGAGGUCCUUCGCCUCAGCAAUCCUCACGUUCGUGAACAACUAUUGUCCAUUUCCAAAAACUACACCAUUCAUGGACUUGUUGUGGACUUCUUUUGCUGUGCUGCUCUCUCUGUUUCCAAGGAACUCAAUAUCCCUGGCUACCACUUCUCCUCUUCUGGUGCUGGUGUUCUCGCUCUUUUCCUUUAUUUCCCAACCAUUCAUAGCACCACCACAAAAAGUCUGAAAGAUCUCAAGUCCCUUCUUCAUAUUCCCGGUAUUCCACCAAUUCCAUCGUCUGACAUGCCAAUACCGGUACUUGAUCGCGACGAUAAGUCCUAUGAGAACUUUUUAGAUUCCUCAAGAAGCUUUCCCGAAUCAGCAGGUAUUGUCGUAAACACUUUUGCCUCACUUGAAGCCAGAGCUGUGAAAACAUUAUCAGAGGGAUUAUGUGUACCCAACAACCGCACACCGCCAAUUUACUGUAUCGGACCAUUGAUAGCCACUGAAGGUCCUAAAGAUGAUGCAGGCACUCGCAAUGGCACUACGCUGGAGUGUCUAACAUGGCUGGACUCGCAACCAGUUGGAAGUGUUGUUUUUCUAUGUUUUGGUAGUUUGGGGCUGUUCUCCAAGGAACAGUUAAGAGAAAUAGCUUUCGGGUUGGAGAGAAGUGGUCACAGGUUCUUGUGGGUGAUUCGGAAUCCACCUUCUGAUAAGAAAAGCGUGGCACUCUCGGCAAGUCCAAACAUUGAUUUAGACUCAUUGCUCCCUGAAGGUUUCUUGGAUCGAACCAAGGAGAGGGGACUCGUGCUGAAGUCGUGGGCCCCGCAAGUAGCAGUGCUGAACCAUCCAUCGGUAGGCGGGUUCGUAAGUCAUUGUGGAUGGAACUCGGUGCUGGAAGCAGUUUGCGCAGGUGUGCCAUUGGUGGCUUGGCCACUAUACGCAGAGCAGAGGCUCAAUAGGAUCUUCUUGGUGGAGGAAAUGAAACUUGCAUUGCCGAUGAAUGAAUCUGACAACGGGUUUGUGAGUUCGGCCGAGGUGGAGGAGCGAGUUCUAGGGUUGAUGGAGUCGGAGGAAGGUAAGUUGAUUAGGGAGAGAGCCAUAGCCAUGAAAAUUGCAGCACAGGCCGCAUUGAAUGAGUGUGGUUCUUCUCGGGUGGCUUUGUCUAAACUUGUUGAGUCAUGGAAAGACAAAUGAUUUUAUUAUUCCACAUGUUUAGAGGCUGGAAACCACUAAGAAACACGAUGCACCAUAUAAGGAAUUAACCGCAACUCCCGCUAAUGCGUGGUAGGCGUGAAGGUGGCGCCAUAGGCUGGGUCACCAAGUUCCAAACUUUAUCUUCUUUUUUUCACAGUUAUAACUUUCUUGUGUCCCCCCUUUUAAGUCUUUAUUGUCCUGCGUGCAAUAAAUCGCAUAAAUUGUUUUUUAGUGUCAUUUUCCUUAAGAGUCAUGACUUCUCUUGAAUAUUUGUACAUGGGGACGAUUCUCAGCUCCCUCUAUUGAUGGCUACCGCUACUAUAUAUUUUUUAUUGAUCAUUUCACCAA